Trichobilharzia regenti is the source of this 540-nucleotide messenger RNA. NCBI's taxonomy places the organism in Eukaryota, Metazoa, Platyhelminthes, Trematoda, Strigeidida, Schistosomatidae. The record is from the annotation of a GenBank genome assembly.
AUGUCUAUUAAAACAAACCACCCACAGAUAAUUUUAUACUGGAUUGAAUUAAUCAUCGGUAUCAUCUGUAUUGCUCUAGCUGGUAGAGGUUACAAUGAAGUUGGAUUCCAGUAUUUAAUAACAAUUGGGGCAGUCUCUGCUAUCAUUAAUAUCAUUUUCCUUUUAAUGUAUGGAUUUGCUACAACACGACCAACACCAGGACGUUCAAUUGUAAAGUUAAUUGAAACGGUUUACCAGUGUAUUCUGACUCUACUAUAUUGUAUUGCUAUUGGUGUCACUUUCAAUCAUUUGGAGUAUUUACAAUAUUUCAUUGGACCAAUCACUAUAUUUACAUCGGCUAAUUUUGGUGUUUACAUAUUUGGCAGUAUGGUCGCUUUAACUGAGUUGGUUUGUCGACAUCCAGAGGUGAAUAACACUAGUCAAGGGAAUACAUCAACUACGAAUCCCCGGCAUCAACUGAUCAAGUCAAGUAAAACAAAAGCAGAAAAAAAGUGCACAGUAUACUCCCAUAGUGUAUAUAAUUACCAAAAAAAUAUUUAA